CUGCCAAGCGAAACUAUCCCCCGAAAAAAUCCUACAAAUCGACGCACCCCGUCCACAGAAACAACAGAUUGCCACAACCCCCCGUCCACACACACCCAUCGAAACCUCUUCUUCUUCCAACUCCUACCAGCACCAGCAAAGCCAAGAAGUACAGCUCCUCCUCCCCUCCCCUGUAGCUGCUUCGCCGUUUCCGGGAGGUUCUUGGAUUGGUUUUUCGGCAGAGAUGGUUUCGCCCGUCGUGAUCGCGUCGGCGGGGCUCGGGAUGCUGGCGGGCGUGGCGUUGGCGAGCCGGGGGACGGGCGACGGGCUGCCGGCGUCGUCCAGAUGGGACGCGCGGCCCCGUUGCUCCACGUGCAGCGGCACCGGCCGGGAGGAGUGCCUCUGCAGCCGCUGGUCCGACGGCGACGUCGGCUGCGGGACGUGCUCUGGGUCCGGCCGCAAGCGGUGCCGCAGCUGCGGAGGCUCUGGCACCGGCCGGCCGCUCCCGGCGCGACUCAUCGUCCAGGAGCAGAAGCUGCCGACCGCGCCAGGGCGACGCGGAGACUACAACUGAUAUUCAUCGGUUUCCCCGAGGAAAUCGUAAGUGUAAUUAAGCACAACAUAGCACACCAGUAUAUGCAACGUGUCCAUUCCUGUGUAUGUUAUACGCUGUCUCCUUCCAAUACUCCCUCCGUAAACUAAUAUAAAAAUAUUUAGAUCAUUACUUUAAUGAUUUAAACGUUUUUAUAUUAGUUUACAGAGGGAGUACGUACUAGUUAAGUAGCUAUGGCAAGUCCUUGAGACCGUAGACUUGGAUGUAAUAAUGGCAAAAUCAUGCAUCAAACAGUUUCGUGGUUCCUUUGAUUCAAAGGAAUUUUACAGAACUUUUGGGGUAUUUGAAUCCUUAGAAA
This is a messenger RNA of Triticum aestivum (bread wheat), 890 nucleotides long. RefSeq lists its product as uncharacterized. The transcript has a single exon. Bases 224 to 553 code for a protein of 109 amino acids. The record is from RefSeq and is a predicted model, not a curated record. NCBI's taxonomy places the organism in Eukaryota, Viridiplantae, Streptophyta, Magnoliopsida, Poales, Poaceae.